GAGACCAAGCAAUACAAAAUUCGUGUGCCUUUAACCCAAACCUAUUCCUCCACCCAUUCUCGAUCCUCGCAAAAGCAAAACGAAGACACAAUCCACGGCGAUGGCGUCGUUGACUCAGCGUCUCAUCUUCCUCCAGUUGGCGAUCAUCGCAGUCCUGGCUGUCUCAGCCAACGCCAGGCCCUGCAAGACGCUCCUCAUCUCCUCCUACUCCUUCUCCUUCAAGCAAAACCCUUCCGCAUCGGGUUUCGUCACCGUCGUCACCGAGAUCAGCCGUUUCAACCCCAGGCCCGUCCACGACCGGUCCUUGCCCUCCGAGAUCUUCCUCUUCCCGGCCCGCCACGAGGCCCGGAGCGAGCAGAUCGAGCGCAACGACGCGUCGUUGCCAUCGGGGUUGAAGAAGUACCUGCCGUCGUCCUCCUACGACUUCGACUUCAGCUCGCUCCGGGAGCGCACGAAGGACAUUCUGAGCGUGGUGGUGGCUCUGCUCUUCGGCGUCGGCUGUGGGGCUCUCACCGCCGCCACCAUGUACCUGGCCUGGUCCCUCUUCUCCAACCGCUUCUACGACAGCCAGUAUGGCUCUCCCUAUUCCGACGACGACGAAGACGAAGACGAUGCCGACGUUAACCCUAAGAAGAUGGGAUACGUGAAGAUUCCGGCCGUCGAUUCUGCGCCUGAACCGGUCAAGCAAGUGGUAUGAGAGUGGUAUAUAAGUAGAUUACUCUUUAAUAAAAUUUGGGUUGAUGAAGCCUAUGACGCUAGUUUGGAUUGUCAAGGAUUAUUAUUAAAAGAACAAGUGGUAACUUUUGUGGUCUGUAUUUGUCGGUUUACAGCUUAAAAUUGUCCUAUAUAUGAUCUAUAAUCUAUUACUCUGUGA
This is a messenger RNA of Alnus glutinosa, 874 nucleotides long. RefSeq lists its product as uncharacterized. Bases 101 to 697 code for a protein of 198 amino acids. NCBI's taxonomy places the organism in Eukaryota, Viridiplantae, Streptophyta, Magnoliopsida, Fagales, Betulaceae. The transcript has a single exon. The record is from RefSeq and is a predicted model, not a curated record.